ACACCUUCUGGACAGUGGCACAGAAUGGAGAAUCCAAACAGAGCAUGGUAGUCUCAAUGAGUUGAAGAGAGACAUUGGAAUUCCAAAAGGGGCUUGGCGGCCAGACAGGCGAGAUGGCGGCAGAGGUGUUGCCGAGUGCGAGGUGGCUGUAUUGUGGCGAGCCCGAGGAGAGCCAGAGAGCUGUGCUGGUCCAGUUCUCCAAUGGAAAGCUGCAGAAUCCAGGCAACAUACACUUUACCUUAUACAAGAGCAGUGACUCCACAAACCCCAGGAAGAGGAAUCAGCGGAUCCUGGCAGCUGAAACAGACAGACUUUCCUAUGUGGGAAACAAUUUUGGGACUGGAGCCCUCAAAUGCAACACUCUGUGCAGGCACUUUGUAGGAGUUUUGAACAAGACCUCUGGCCAAAUGGAAGUAUAUGAUGCUGAAUUGUUCAACAUGCAGCCACUGUUUUCAGAUGAAUCAAUUGAGAGUGCACUGACACUAGAGAGCCAGACCAGAACUUACAGAGAAAAGAUGGAUUCUUGUAUUGAAGCCUUUGGAACCACCAAACAGAAGCGAGCCCUGAGCUCCAGGAGAAUGAACAGAGUUGGCAAUGAAUCUUUGAAUCGUGCAGUAGCUAAGGCCGCAGAGAAUAUCAUUGAUACGAAGGGUGUGACUGCGCUGGUCAGUGAUGCCAUCCACAGUGACUUGCAAGAUGACUCUCUCUGCCUUCCUCACUGCUAUGCUGAUGCAGCCAAGCCUGAAGAUGUGUAUAAGUUUGAAGAUCUUCUUUCCCCUGUGGAGUAUGAGGCUCUUCAGAGCCCGUCUGAAGCUUUCAGGAACGUCACAUCAGAAGAGAUAUUGAAGAUGAUUGAAGAGAACAGCCACUGUUCCUUUGUCAUAGAAGCGUUGAAGUCUUUGCCAUCAAAUGAAGAGAGCCGAGACCGGCAGGCCCGAUGCAUAUGGUUUCUGGACACCCUCAUCAAAUUUCGAGCUCAGAAAGUGAUUAAGCGUAAAAGUGCCCUGGGACCUGGAGUUCCACACAUCAUCAACACCAAACUGUUGAAGCACUUCACCUGCUUGACUUACAACAAUGGCAGUUUACGGAACUUAAUUUCGGAUUCUAUGAAGGCAAAGAUUACUGCAUAUGUGAUCAUACUUGCCUUGCACAUAAACAACUUCCAGAUUGACCUGACAGUGUUACAGAGGGACCUGAAGCUCAGUGAGAAAAGGAUGAUGGAGAUAGCAAAAGCCAUGAGGCUGAAGAUCUCUAAAAAAAGGGUGUCUCUGGUUGCCGGUGGGGAAGAGGAUCACAAACUGGGCACUCUGUCCAUCCCGCUGCCUGCAGCACAGACAUUGGACCGCCAGUCAAAGCGGAGAAGAAUUACCUAGAUGUAUGCUUUUCAGACAGCAUUUUGACCACAUCAUAGCCACUGGUUCUGUUUAUUUUUAUUUUUAAAAAGGAAAGAAAAAAAGAAGCCUUGCUUUGGCACAGGUAUGAAGCCAGAAGCCAGCAUCCCAGUCAUGGCUGUCUUACACAGAAAUAGAAAGUGACAGCCAAGUUGGACUUCAUCUCCCUUCUUUAGUGUUGCAGUGAUUAUAAAUGGCAAAUGCU
This is a messenger RNA of Microcebus murinus (gray mouse lemur), 1596 nucleotides long. It is a transcript of the gene POLR1E, whose product is annotated as RNA polymerase I subunit E. Gene Ontology annotation, biological process: DNA-templated transcription. Lineage: Eukaryota; Metazoa; Chordata; Mammalia; Primates; Cheirogaleidae. Gene Ontology annotation, molecular function: DNA binding. The record is from RefSeq and is a predicted model, not a curated record.